Messenger RNA from Notolabrus celidotus (New Zealand spotty), 772 nucleotides. Its product is annotated as 5-hydroxytryptamine receptor 3A-like. Gene Ontology annotation, molecular function: neurotransmitter receptor activity; monoatomic ion channel activity; transmembrane signaling receptor activity. The transcript has 5 exons. The annotation marks the transcript as partial. Gene Ontology annotation, biological process: nervous system process; chemical synaptic transmission; monoatomic ion transmembrane transport. NCBI's taxonomy places the organism in Eukaryota, Metazoa, Chordata, Actinopteri, Labriformes, Labridae. The record is from RefSeq and is a predicted model, not a curated record. Gene Ontology annotation, cellular component: neuron projection; synapse; membrane.
AUGCAGGAUGAGUCUGAGUGGCUUCUCAUGAACGUGACAGUGGAAACCAAAUUGCUCAUAAAUUUUCAAUUUAACAGAAGCGUGCUCAUUUACACAGUCACCAUAAAGAGGCGAUCAGUCCUCUAUGUGGUCAACUUCAUACUCCCCAUCCUGUUCUUCUUGUUUCUGGACUUGGCCUCCUUCCUCAUCUCAGAGAGCGGAGGUGAGAAGCUCAGCUUCAAGGUCACUGUGCUGCUGGCUGUCACAGUGAUGCAGCUGAUUCUGAACGAUAUUCUGCCUUCUUCUUCAGACAGGAUCCCCCUUAUAGCGAUCUAUUGUAUCGGGGCUUUUGGUUUCAUGAUGCUGAGCCUCUUGGAGACGAUCUUGAUGAUGUACCUGAAGGAAAAAGACGAUGUGUCCCAGGACAAAGAGGCAGAUGAAGACCAAAGCCCAGAAGACAACUGUGGAGAGAAACCAGGAAGAAUGCAAAACUUCUUUAGAGACAUGAAUAAAUCAUGUCCCUGCGGGCGUGUCUUUGAUCUGUCCCCUGGUGAGAUGCCCCCAGAGCUGCUGCCUGAGGUACAAGAGAUCAGGAAGACUUUUACUGUUAGCAGCAGCCAGCUGACCGAGGAGUCCCACAACUCAGAGAAUCUAUUCGAGGAGCUGAGGGAGGUUUUAAAAACAGUGGCUCUGCUUCUCAGCAGCAGGAAGGAAGAAGAGAAACCCGGCUACUGGACCAGGAUGACCAAAACCAUCAACAGAAUCUACUUCAUGUUCUAUUUCAUAUCUACCA